GAAUCUCCACGAAGAAGCCCAAAAACGCAGUCUCCCAACAAGGUACGAUAUUUUGAUGAUUUAUUGUUCUUAUUUUGUGCUCGGGGGUACGUUAUACAAGAGAUGGCUUGGUUUAGCGGGAAAGUCUCGUUAGGGAACUUCCCUGAUCUAGCAGGGGCGGUAAAUAAGCUCAGUGAGAGCGUCAAGAAUAUCGAGAAGAAUUUCGAUACUGCACUUGGUUUCGAAGACAAACCCGAUUCUAGUACCAGCACUGAAGCUUCGGGAUUAUGGCCAGUUAUGUCCUUUAUGGGGCAUAAAAGCGAGGAUAGUACAGUUGAAUCUUCAGAGGAAACUGUAUCUCCACAGAAAUCAUCAACUGCUGAGGAGAAAGAGACACAAAAUUCUGACACAGAACAAACCACAGCUUUAGAAGAAAAUCAAAUGCUUGACAGAAAAAAAGAUGGCGAGUAUCUGCAGAUUGCUGAGAAAAAAGAUGGUGUCAUUUCAGACUCUGGCAAAGCUGAACUCGAUCCCAAAUUGCAAUCAGAACCUAAGGCUGUCGAACCUCCUGAGCCAGUUGUCCAUGAUGUUAAAAUACCAGAUUCAGCUGAUGAAUUACAGGGGAAAGAGAUUUCAGAGGUAGGGCCUACUGAAAAUUCAGAAACAUUGGAGAUCAAGUCAGAAGCAUCCAGGGUUGAUGAAGUCGAGGCUGCUUCCAUCUUACAUAGUGAGUCACAUAAUGUGUUUCAUGUCAAGAGCAUAGAUGAACAAGAGACACAUGCUGAGGAGACUGUAGAACAAAGUUCUAUUCAAGCUGAGGCAUCAAGUGAUAUGCAAGCUGAGGCAUCGGAUGAUGUGCAAAUUGAGGCAUCAACUGAUAUCCUAGCUGAGGCAUCAAGUGAUACCCGAGCCGAGGCUUCAAGUGAUACCCUUCAUCCGGUUCACGGCCAAUAAUUAGUGCUGAAGUGAGUG
Molecule: messenger RNA, 951 nt
Organism: Populus euphratica (Euphrates poplar)
Lineage: Eukaryota; Viridiplantae; Streptophyta; Magnoliopsida; Malpighiales; Salicaceae
Product: golgin candidate 5-like
Exons: 3
Coding region: 103-933 (276 amino acids)
Source: RefSeq, a predicted model, not a curated record